Molecule: messenger RNA, 2775 nt
Organism: Plasmodium falciparum 3D7
Lineage: Eukaryota; Apicomplexa; Aconoidasida; Haemosporida; Plasmodiidae
Molecular function (GO): catalytic activity
Source: RefSeq, a predicted model, not a curated record
AUGAAAUUAACUUGUUACUGUAUUAUGUUUUUAUUUAUUCAUAUAAUAAAAUAUGUUAGUUGUGAAGAGUAUAAAAUAAACAAAGAAGAAGAAAAUGGAAAACAUAAUAAGGAAGAAAUAAAAAAUGAAAAGUACGAUAAUAAUAAUUAUGAAAAUAAGAAUAAUGAGAAUAAUAAAAAUAUUGAUAGUAACAAUAGAGAAGACCAUAUAAUGAAAUUACUUCCAAUUUAUAAAGACAAAGAUAAUGAUAUCAUCGAUGAAAAUAUAAACAAUAAAAUAAAUUAUUAUGAAAAGGAUAAUAUAAAACAAGAGAUAAAACAUAAUACUGAAAAUGAUAAUAAUAAUAAUAAUAAUAUUUUUAUACAAGAAAAAGAUAAUAUACAACUUUAUGUUGAUAAAAAAGAACAUUUGGAUGAAAGAAAUCAAAAUGUCAUACAUGAAAAUAUGAAACAGGAGCAAGAUAGAAAUAAAGAAACACAAAAAGGAAAUGAUAUAGAUGAAAGUAAAAAGCAAAAAGAAAAAGAACAACAUACAAACCAACUAAUAGACAAUCGAAAUGAUCAAAUUAGUAAUGUGGAAAAAGAAGACAUACACAAUGGUUAUGAAAACGACAAGGAUACUGAACAAAAAGAUGAUAAUAAAGAAGAUAAGAAGGAUAUCGAACAAGUAGAUGAUAAUAAAGAAGAUAAGAAGGAUAUCGAACAAGUAGACGAUAAUAAAGAAGAUAAGAAGGAUAUCGAACAAGUAGAUGAUAAUAAAGAAGAUAAGAAGGAUAUCGAACAAGUAGACGAUAAUAAAGAAGAUAAAAAAGAUACCGAACAAGUAGAUGAUAAUAAAGAAGAUAAGAAGGAUACCGAACAAGUAGAUGAUAAUAAAGAAGAUAAAAAGUAUAUCGAACAAAUAGAUAAAAACAAAGAAGAUAAAAAAGAUACCGAACAAGUAGAUGAUAAUAAAGAAGAUAAAAAGGACCCUCACCAAACAGAUGACAAGAACGAUGGGGCGUCUUGUGAAGAAGAAAAGAAAGUCAUUAUGUCAGAAAUAAAAACCAUAAAAGAAGAUUUAGAUAAUUGUAAUAUAACAAAUAAAAAGGAUAAAAAUGAAUGUAUUGUAAAAGUUAAUGAGAGUGAAAGGAAAUUAAAUUUAUGUAAAGAGAAAGCGCUUAAAUGUAAAGGACAAAUAAAAGGGAUACAUCAUAAGUGUGAUGAAAGGAUAGAUAGGAAAAAUAAAGAAAUGAUAAUAUUACAAGGAAUUAUAAAUAAAUUGGAAAAUAAAAUAGAUGAAGAUAAAAAGAAUGAUAAUAAAAAUUUCCAAGAUCAUAUAAAAAAAAGCGAAGGAAAGAAAAACGAAAUUCCUGUAGAAAAUAAAAACACUAAAGAUAAUGUUAAAAGAAAUGAAAAAAAUGUACAUCAUGAAGAUUAUAGUAGUCAUCAUAAUAUAUAUAGACAAGAAGACAAUUAUUUAAUUUCCUAUGAAAUUUUAAAAAAUUAUUUUGAGAAAAUAUUUGAAAUAUAUAAAACAUUAUAUAUUAUAAUAGUAGAGAAAACGUUUCUAUCCAUUUUUGUUAAUAAUAUAUUAUAUACUAUAGAUUUAAUUAUAUUCUUAACAAAAAAAUGUAUAACAGGUACUAUAGAUAUAAUAUAUAUUUGUUAUAGAUUUUUUGGACAUCAUUAUAUCAUAAAUUGUAUGAUUCAAAUAUUUGAAAAUAGUUUUUUAUAUAAUUAUUAUAAUUUUUUUAAAAGAAAAAUAAAUAACAUAAAAUUAAUAUUAGAAAAUUGUUUCUCAAACCUAAUAAGUGAAAAUAAACCUAAAGUUAUGACAUUAAAAAAUAAUAUUCAAAAGAAUGUAGAUGUGUUUGUACAUAAAUUAAAUGAUAGUUCAGAAAAUUUAGUAAAUCAUAUUAAUACGAUAAAUCCACAUGUCAGAGGAAUUAUCCCUCCAAGUUUGUCCGAUAAAAUAAUUCUCUUAAUAUUUUUUACUGUUGUAAAUAUAAUACAUUUAUAUAUAUUAUUUUGUUUAUUAUUUAUAUUAUACGAAUUUUUGAAAAGAGCUACCAAAUUUACAAUAAAAUGGGGAUCAUUAAUAAUUCGCCAUAUUUAUUAUUUCAUCUUCUUUUUUCUCACCAUACCUGUAAGACCGUGUAUGAGGAAAAGAGCUGGAAAGGGACGUAGAGGAUAUAGAAGACACGACGAUUUUAUGUAUAACAAUGAUCGUAUGAAUAACUACGAAAGAGUAAAUAGUUUUGAUAGAAAGGGUAGCUACGACUAUAAUAGGAAUGGUUAUGACGAGAAAGGUAGUUAUGAACGUAAUUAUAAUUAUGACAGAACCUAUGAUAGGAAUUAUGAUAGGAAUUAUGAUAGAACCUAUGAUAGGAAUUAUGAUAGAACCUAUGAUAGGAAUUAUGAUAGAAAUUAUGAUAGAACCUAUGAUAGGAAUUAUGAUAGAACCUAUGAUAGGAAUUAUGAUAGAACCUAUGAUAGAAAUUAUGAUAGAAACUAUGAUAGGAAUUAUGAUCGUAAUAAUGAUCGUAAUAAUGAUCGUAAUAAUGAUCGUAAUAAUGAUCGUAAUAAUGAUCGUAAUCACGAUCGUAAUCACGAUCGUAAUCAUGAACGUAAUCAUGAACGUAAUCAUGAACGUAGUCAGGAUCGUACCCAUGAACGUAGUCAUGAUAUUACAUAUAAUAAUAAUGAUGUAUAUGAUAAAUCUGAAGAAUUAACAAUGAAUAAUUCAGAAUUAAAAAAAAUGAAAACUUCAAAUAUACACGAGAGAAAAUAUUGA